Molecule: messenger RNA, 14462 nt
Organism: Orcinus orca (killer whale)
Lineage: Eukaryota; Metazoa; Chordata; Mammalia; Artiodactyla; Delphinidae
Gene: OSGIN1
Product: oxidative stress induced growth inhibitor 1
Exons: 6
Coding region: 12548-14095 (515 amino acids)
Source: RefSeq, a predicted model, not a curated record
CAUCCCCUUCCCUCCUCCCAUCCCCGUCCCUCCUCCCAUCCCCCUCCCUGCCUGCCGCCUUUUCCUGCACAAAUGGAGGCAAAGUCUACCCACCACCCUGAUGUCCUGUUUUCACUUGCAGUCAUGGAGAACCUUUUGUGUCAUCCCCAAAAGAAUGGCUGCAACAUAAUCUACUGUAAGAAUGUGCCAGAACCUAUUUAACGAGUCUCUUGACCAUCGGCACUUGGGCCGUGUCCCGUUUUCUUCUAAACAAUGCUGUAGUGGAUAACUCAAGGCAAACAUCAUUUCACACAGGUGCGAGGCUGCCUCUAAGACAAAUACCUCCCGAGGCAUUGCCAGGUCAAGGCCAUGUGCGCUGUCAUCAUGACAGAUGCGGCCACAGCACCUCCCGAGAGGGUUCCCGCCGCCGCGCCCACCCGCGAUGCCCGAGGGAUGCGAGCACUUCUGCUGAGUGCCUUUCUGUCCUCCAGAAGCUCACCGGACCCCCCGCCCCCCGACCACCCUCACCCCGGGUUUCUGGCCUCUGGUCUCAGAAUCAUUUCUUCCACUGACAUCCUAUGCAGAACGUUGAUAACUGACAGAAAUGGAAGUGAGCCGGGGUCUAGGCAGGGAUGGGCUUCUGCUUCAUUGUCUCCCACCCCCAGGACCCCACCUCUGGGCCACCCAGCCAGGGCACAAGGAGAGACACUGAGUUCUCCCCGGGCUAAAGAGGCAGGGGGAGAGAGCAUCUCUGGAGCCGGGAGAGAGCCAGACCACGAGGAGGGAUCACAGGGCUGGAGCCAGGCCACAGAGGGCGCUCCAGACAGGCCGGCUGAGGAAGUGUCUCCCGGCCCAGUGGCCUGCCCGCCAGGCUGACUGUCAAGCCUUCAGAAAUUCUGGGAACCAGUUGUUAAGCACUCCCGUUACUGAGAAUUAAAUUAUAUGAACUUACAAUUAAUACAUUAUACUCAAAGCAAAGAUAACACCUACUCAAAAUUCAUCCCUCCCUAAUGACUUUGCUCCAUUUCGCUGCGAGCUGUGGUCGUGAGGUUCCCUACAGGGACGCAUCUGGAAAUACUCCUGCACAUCUCUCCCCAGCUCUGCGGGCAGACCUGCCAUGGGGGUAGCUUGAAAUUGACCGUGGUGGGAGCCUUUACACCACAGAAGUUGGCAGACACUGCCAGUUGGGGCCGGUUCACCCCCUGUAGCUGGUUGUGCAACGUCUGCCCUGAAUGCUCCCUCCUCCUGCCCUCUGACCUCCUGCCUCCUGCCUGCCUCUCCCUUUGAUCAAAUCCAACCAGAAGCAGCUGGCUAGCUCCCGGGGCUCACAGCAGGACAGAGAAGGGAGAGCAUGGACCUGGGAGAAGCCAGUGGAAGAUAAUUGGCACACCAGGCCCCUGCUCCCGGGGAGACAAAAGACACCUUGUGGUCCGCAUCACCCUCCGUGUGGGGCAGGCGUCUGUGACCAAGGAGGCUCGGGCUGGUGCUCUGACGACGGAGCAGACCACGUCAGCCCUGAGCUCCAACCCCUUUGCAGUUUCUAGAGUCAUGAUAACAUGCUUCUAAUGCAGGGAAUUUGUGUUCCCAUUUUGAUUGAUUCAUCACCAACGUGUUCACAAGCCAGGAGUCAGGGGUUCUCACACUUGAGCUGCAUCAGAACCCCCAGAGGGUUUGUGGGAACACAGCUGCCAAGCCUCACCCGCAAGGUUCUGAUUCAGUGAGCGCGAUAUUGUGAUAUAAUAAGACAUCCCUGCUUCCCGGCCAGAGCUCCUAAAACCUUUGUCAUUUCCUACAUGAUGAAAUGCUAGGAGCAUGUUUUAUACUAACGGUUGAUCUCUGACCCCCACUUCUGGACUCAGAACUUCCAAAUCCCUUGGAAUUUCCUGGGUGAGGGGAGCAUCUUUUGUUCUAAUGACGUGACCCUGGGUGGCCUCGGGGACGGCUUCAGGAGGGGGCUGGUCACCAGGACCACGAUGGGAAGCUUGGAGCUUUCAGCCCCACCGUCAUCGUCCAGGGAGGGGAGAGGGGCCGGGGACUCAGUUAACAAUCGAUCGUGCCUCCGCGAUGAAGCCUCCAUAACAAUCCCUAAAGUAUGGGGUUUGGAGAGCUGCCAGGUCAGUGAACGUGUCCCCAUGCCGGGAGGGUGACGCACGCCAGCUCCACAGGGGACAGGAACUCCUGUGCUCGGGAUCCUUCCAGACUUCCCCCGUCUGUCUCUUCAUCUGCCUGUUCAUGUGUAUCCGUUCAAAUAUCCUUUGUAAUAAAUCAACAAUAGUAAGUAAACUGUCUUCCCGGGUUCCCUCUAGCAAAUUAGUGAAACCAGGGAGGGCGUCGUGGGAACCUCUGAUUUGUGGCCAAGGCGGACAGAAGUGUGGGUGGCCUGGGGACCCACGGCUUGUGCCUGGCGUCUAAGUGGGGCAGCAGGGACUGCGCCCCUAACUUGGGUCUGUUCCAUCUCUGGUUGGUGGCAGAAUUGAAUUGUAGGACACCCAGCUGGGGUCUGAGACUCAGUCGCUGAGGGCAGACACCCACACAUCUGGGGCCAGAGGUGCUGUGAAUAUGAGAGUAAAGGAAAGAAGCAGUGAGUUUGUCCCAGAGAGUGAGUCUGCAGUGGAGCCUGAGAACUUGCAUCUCUGAGUUCGCAGGUGGUUGGUGCUGAUGUGGGCUUUACUGUACGAAGCUGAGCAUUUCCUGCUCUGGGACCCCACUUGGAGAAUUCAGCUCCGAAGUGUGGCCAGGUGGACCAAGGUGAUGUGCACGGGCCAGAGCUUACAGUGAUUAAACCACCAGCUCAUUGCAAGAGGGGAUGCACUGAGGCACAGGAAACAGGGACGGUUGCCCAGGAAACCCAUGCGCGUAGGACCAGGGCAGUGGCACAGCUUGGGUCCCUGAAUUUCAAAGAUAACUUGCUGAUAACAGGAAGAAAACGCCUCUCCCGCUUAGGAAGCAGGGACUUGCUGACAAAGCCCCGACCCGGGCUGAGGACGGAAGGGGAAGAGAAAUCUUGGAAGAGGGAGGAAAUCAAUCAGGCAGGGGCUGCCAAGGUCGCCGGCCACCGAGGCAGCAGGAUUCAGGGCCAAGGAAUGUGCCUCUCAGUCCAGAGUCCGGAGCGAGCAAAGGACGGCAAACGCGAGAAAGAACAUUCUGUGUGGUUCCUUUGAUGUGAAGUUCAAGAACAGGCACCACUAACCUCAGGGGCCAAAAGUCGGACAGAGAGCUGGGCGUGUUCCAUGUCUUCCCCUGAGUGGGGGUCACACGGGGGUGCACACUUUGGACUUUACUGUACGGAGUACUGUACUUAAAGUACAGUGUGGGCUUUACUGUACGGAGCUGAGCAUUUACUGCACAUUUACCAAGGCCUCCUGUGUGCCGGGCGUCCUGCUGGGCUCUGAGGACGUAGCUGGGAGGAAGGGGCUGCCCUGACUGUGUGGCAUCCCUCCCGCGGUGCAAACCCGGUGUGCUCAGAAGAGCCCCGGCCAAGGUGGCUUCGAGCGGGCAGGUGGAAGUGGGCCGAAGGAUGCGGGUCAGGGCCCGGGAGACGUCGGCAGGUCGCCACGAUGCUCUGGUUAGAUCUGAGAAGACGAGGCGGCCGCCUGCAGGAGGGCGACGGAGGGACGUGUGCUCCCAGCGGAAAAGACAGUCCACGCAGAAGGACAGAAAUGACGUGUGUGCAGGGAACUGUGGGCCUUCGAUACGGCUGGAAUGUGAGGUUCAAGGUGGGACAGAGCCAGAGAUAUUCGGCUGGGGAGAUAAACAGGGCCGGUGGUGGAGGGCCGGUGGUGGAGGGCCGGGCGAUGCCGCCGAGUUGGAACUUCUCCACCCCUGCCCAGCACCCCCCCCGCCCCGCCACCGCACCAAGGCAGGGGCUGGCUGCAAAGCAAGCUUCCCGUGCAGGAAGCUGGCUGGUGUCGGGGGGGCGGGGGCCAGCCGGGCGGCGGCCGCAGGGACCCGGCCAAGGUGGUGCGUCCCUCUGGAGAGCCACGUGCAGUGUCUGGUAACCUCACACACUCGCCUUCCCUGUGACCCGGCGUUUCCGCUUCCAUGCAUUCACCCCAAUAAACGAAAGCCAGUGUCCCCGCAAAGGCUCGCUCUGGAACCAUCAGAGCAAAAGCUAGGAACAACCAAAUGUCCAGGAAACAGGCACACAAGCUGUGGAGGAUGCAGAUGGUGAGGCUCUGCCCAGCGGUUAAACGCAGGGACCCACGACCCACGCACCGGUGUGAGCACGACCCACGCACCGGCGUGAGUGGACCCGGGGCCAGAGAUCCAGACAUGAGAGGACAUUCCGUGCGAUGCCGUUGGUGGCAAGAUGGAGAGCCAACAACACUAAUGCGUGGGGACCGGAGUCAGAGGAGGGGGCAUUCUAGGGGGCCGCGCAUGGCCUGCAUGGUGGCCUGCAUGGUGGCCACGUGGGCGUGCACAUCUGCAAACUUAAGCGUGCACUGCACUGUGUGUAAGUUAGAAGUUACACCCGCUGCAUAGAACUCACGGGGACAAUGCAGGUUACUGCAUUGCAGGACAAUGCAGGCGAGAGAUGGGGAGGCCCUCGGCAAUGGACAGAUGGGGGGCUGUGCAUGGUGGGGAAGUGACAGGAUGUCAUGCCCCCUUGCUCUGGGGACCCCCUCCUGGGGAUCAAUGCGUUCAGCCAUCCAGUCCCAGGCACCUGAGUGUGCCAGGGAGAAGCCCGCCAGGAGCUCCAGGCUGGUGAGCGUUGGGAGGCCUGGUGAGGAGGGCCCAUGGAGACCUUGGGUGCGGGGGGCCCGUCCAAGGCCAGAGUCAGAACCAGCCUCCAGUCUCGGGGCCUCUGCGGCGCUUGGUGUCUGGCGGGAGCUCAGAACCUGAUCAUGGCGUGAAUGGAUGCGAGAAGGAGCUCAGGGCCAGACUGCUGGUAAAUUCUUUUGCUGUGAGGCAUCUCUUACCCUGAAAACGACUGGCUGGCAGGCCCCCACUCCUGCACCUCUAAAUGGGACCAGGGCCGCUUCACAGGCGUUCGGGGCUCAGAAGGGCCCUCGCUGGGUUUAAGCUCUGCUUUCACCAUCUUGAUCUUCUUUUUUUUUUUCACUGAAGUAUGGUUGAUUUCCAGUGUUGUGCUAGUUUCGGGUGUACAGCAAAGUGGUUCUCUCUUUUUCGGAUUCCUUUCUGUUAUACGUUAUUAUAAGAUAUUGAGUAUAGUUCCCUGUGCUCUACAGUAGGUCUUAAUUGUUUAUUUUAUAUAUAGUGGUGUGUAUCUGUUAAUCCCAAACUCCUAAUUUAUCCCUCCCCCCCUUUCCCCAUUGGUAACCGUAAGUUUGUUUUCUAUGCCUGUGAAUCUGUUUCUGUUUUGUAAAUAAGUUCAGUUGUAUCAUUUCUUAGAUUCCACGUAUAAGUGAUAUCGUAUGAUAUUGGUCUUUCUCUGUCUGACUUACUUCACUAAGUAUGACAAUCUCUAGGUCCAUCCAUGUUGCUGCAAAGGGCAUUAUUUUAUUCUCCUUAUGGCUGAGUGAAAUUCCAUUGUGUAUGUACCACAUCUUUAUCCAUUCAUCUGUCAAUGGACACUUAGGUUGCUUUCAUGUCUUGGCUAUUGUAAAUAAUUCUGCAGUGAGCACAGGGGUGCAUGUAUAUUUUCAAAUUAGAGUUUUUGUCCUUUCUGGAUAUAUGCCUGGGAGUGGGAUGGCUGGGUCAUAUGGUAAUUCUAUUUUUAGCUUUUUAAGGAACCUCCACGCUGUUCUCCAUAGUGGCUGUAUCAAUUUACAUUCCCACCAGCAGUGCAGGAGGGUUCCCUAUCAUCUUGAUAUUCUUACUAACUGUUGAACGAGGGGCCCUGCGUUAUCAUUUUGCUCCAGGCCUGCAUAUUCUGUAAUCUGUCUUGGUUUUGGCCCUGGGAGAGGGGUCUCUGGGCAUCUUGGGGUAGGGUAGAGGGUGCUAAGACUGAACCAGGACAGCUGUCUGGGGGGUUGGGGGCUCCCAGACACACAUGCAAUCCCACGGUUGCCAGGGAGGAGGGGAGAUUCAGGGUGUAAUCAUGGUGGUAUUAGGGCAGGAGACUCACAGGACCCAGAUCCUGCUGGGACCCGGGCUCCUGUCCUCCCCAUGAGGUCCCUGGGAGAGGCACCAGCACAGGGGGUGCCCACUGACAUCAGUGGGCACCGUGGGCCCAAAGCUUCCUGCGGAGUGGUCUGCGGGGCUGGGUUUCAAGAGCCCGACCUGUUUCUCCACAGCCCCAGGCCCCGGCCAGAGACCCAACCCGCCCUGCACACGUGGAAGCAGCAGCCAUGCAGGGCAGUCCCAGGAGAAGGAAGAGGGCAUCCAGGGUGGUGGCUGCCCCUGCCCAGGACAGACCACACAGGCUCAGGGAGAGGAGAGCCUACUGGGCGGCUCUGGACCCUCGGGAAGGAGGACAGACCAUGCCCGCAUGCCCUGUGACCUUUAACCCCUCAGCAAGUUCCACCCACUGGCAUUUCCACCUCUCCUCUCUGCGUCUCAUACCCUACAGCACACAUGCACACGCACACACGCACACAGUGUCUGGAAUAUGGCCCGACCCAGGUGGAGCUUCUUCCUGGGGACAGAAAGUGGCCGUGACCUUGAUGCUUUCUUGGGACAGACGCCACAGCCCCCAAUCCACACUCACCUUCACCCUCCCCACGAUCUUUUCAAAAUGUGAGUCUGAUCCCAUGACCCUCAUCUGGGGUCUUCCCUUUGCUCCUGGGACAAAGACCACCAGGCUGUGCGUGACCUGGCUGUUGUCAGCCCCUGCAGCCUCAGCUGAUACCCUCACUCAGACACACGCCCCCUUUUGGUUUCUCAGAAGACUCCUUCCAACCUCAGGGCCUUUGCACCUGCCACUUCCUCCACCUGGAAGACCUUUUCUAGCCCAGUGGAUCCUUCCCACCCUCUGCUCCCGGCCCAGUUGUCUCUUGGGGGCCUUUCCUGACAUGACCAGACUGGUGACAGGACAUUCAUUCACAUGCUCAUCUGCUCAUCUUCCCACUGGGUCGUCAUCUCCUUGGGGGCGAGAUCUGCAUCUUCCUCCAGCGUCGUGCGCCCAUCUCCUAGCACAGCACUGGUGCAUAGACGCCUGCUAACUGAGUCCCUGAAGGGCGGGGAGCAUGGAGCCCCCUCCCCAGAGUCCUGGCCUUUUUAGGGGGAAGCAGCAUGGUGGCCCUAGAGGCACCUCUUCCCCUCCUGGACCUCAGCUUCUCCACCUGGGAAGCGAGGCGUUGGGCUCAUGGGGCAGCUCCCUCUGAGUGUCGAUGUCCUGGUAGCCGGGACCCUGCGCCUCAGCUCUCAGGGGGCCCAGGGUUCCCAGGGGAGUAGGGCACAAGAGCAGAGGAUGAUCUGCGCCUGCCCCCUGGCUGGGGAGACAGCAUCUGCCAUGCUCAUCAAAUAGAGGAUGGAGUCCGAAUCCCAGAAGGAGGGAGAAGGCUACAGCGGCCUGGAGUCAGGUCCAGGGUCCUUGACGGCCAGAGGUGGACAAGCCCAUCCUUGCCCAGACUUGUGAAGAGAACAGAGCCAGGCCCAGCCCGAUGAUGAUUUAGCCCCCAUGCCUCCGAUUCCACUGUCAAAGCGUCAUCACCUGUAGUGCAGAAAUCGUCCCGUGACAAGGGUGUCUGGGGCACCCUGCUCAUGCAGCGGACACCUCGGCGCCCCUCCUCCCCGAGCCCGCACAGCCAGGCUGUUCCUCUACCCCCAACCAUGCACCAAACGUGCAGAGCCCCCAAGGCCCGGCCCGGACUUGACUGUGCCCGGGGGCGGCACCCCAGCGCUGCAGAGGGCAGGCAGCAGUGGAGGUCAGAUGGCAGGCUGCCCAGCAUGCUGGCUCCCCCAUCAGUCCAAAGAGCCCAGGGCCUGUCAGGUCCUGCUGGAUGCAGCCCUGUGAGCAAGGUGGGGCUCUCGUCUAUUCAGACAGGCACCCCCUUGUCCCGGGCAUCUUCUUACCCAGCUCCAAUCACAGUACCUCAGUGCCAUCAUGGGAUUGCCCCCCUUUAAAAUGUACAAGCAGUACUCGGCCAUGGCAGAUAACGUGGACCUACAUGUAAGGAACAGUCCUAUUAUCCCAUUAUCCCACUACCCAGUGAUGCUUCUGGUGAAGAUGAUGAUGAAGAUGAAGAUGGUGAUGAAGAUGGUGGUGAUGUUGGUGGUAAUGGAGAUGAUGAAGAUGAUGGUGGUGGUGAUGAUGAAGAUGGUGAUGAUGGUGAUAGAGAUGAAGAUGAUGGAGAUGGUGAAGAUGAUGGAGGUGAUGAAGGUGAAGAUGAUGGAGAUGAUGAAGAUGAAGAUGAUGGUGAUAGGGAUGAAGAUGAUGGAGAUGAUGAAGAUGAAGAUGAUGGUGAUAGAGAUGAAGAUGAAGAUGGUGAUGGUGACGAAGGUGACAGACAAUGGGGAUAAGGAUGAAGAUCAUGAGCAUGAGGAACCAGAAACCAGCUGUGGUUCAUUUUGGUCUCAGCUCAGGAUAGUAUCAAAGGAGACCAAGCAGGCCUCGUUUCUUCAGAAAACAAAACCACUCCCAAGGAAGGCUCUGUGUUUGGAGGGGGAAUUGGGCUCAGUUGGGAAGGUAGGCAGCAGGGGGUGUUGCCGCCAUCAGGCUGCCUGGCUCGGCCCCUCACUGUCCCUUGAUUUGCUCCUCUGUAAACCUGGCUGAUGAUGGGACCUGCCUCGGAGAAUGACGUGCACACUGAUGGUACACAGAGCACUGAGCACCAGCCUGGCGUCUGGUUAGGAUGUAAUAGAUCGUAGCUUUUAUCGUUAUCGUUUUUAUCCCAGUCUCUCUGUUCUCUCCGGUUGGCCCGCUCUCCUGCUGAAGCCACUUUUCCCUCCCUCCCCUGGGCCACGCCGCCACCUCAGCUGAGCCAGUGGGGCCUCUAAGCUUCUUUGCAAGAUCCUCACGGGGUCUGCCUGUGGUCCAGGGGGCCCCAGAGUCAGCGGCCCUGCAAAGAUGCACCCGUUGCAUUGCUCAAACCGGGAGAAUGGCUGGUAUUCGCUUUUUUUCUUUUAUAAAUUUAUUUAUUUUUGGCUGCAUUAGGUCUUCGUUGCCGCGCGCGGGCUUUCUCUCGUUGCGGCGAGCGGGGCUUCUCAUUGCGGUGGCUUCUCUUGUUGCGGAGCACGGGCUCUAGGCACACGGGCUCAGUAGUUGUGGAGCACAGGCUUAGUUGCUCUGCGGCAUGUGGGAUCUUCCCGGACCAGGGCUCGAACCCGUGUCCCCUGCAUCGGCAGGCAGAUGCUUAACCACUGCGCCACCAGUGAAGCCCCCAGAGUCCGUGGCCCUGUGAAGAUGCACCCGUCGCCUUGCUCAAACCCGGAGAAUGGCUGGUAUUCUUGACCCCUGGGGUCGGCUCUCACGGGACUACGCUUGUCUCCUCCCAACUCCGCACAUCGAGUUGGUAGCUUCAGAUCAGCCGUGGUGGGAGUUUUUAGGCCGUAGGAAUCGGCAGGUACGGCGAUCCUGGCUUUUCCUUUGGAGGGAGUCAGUCAGCGGUUCCACAUUUAGCAGGACAGCACCGCUCGCUCCCCAAGUAUAACCUGUCAUCGAGUCGUGCUGACGCUGGCUCCAGGAGGGACCGAGCACCCAUCUAUUCCCGGCCUAAACCGCCAGCCUCGUGGCCCAGGGCACUGCCAUUUCUCGCCAAGUAGCCACCACAGCCUGCCCACUGCUCUGGGGCUUCGCUGGCCGGGCAGGGGCUCCCACUGCAGCCCAGGUAAUGUCCAGGUUGUUUCUCUGCACGGCCUGUCCUUGGCCAGCCCCUCGGGCUCACCUGCACCCUUCUAACUUCCUUCAGUUCUUCAAACAAAGCAGUCCAGUUGAUGAUCUGGGGGGCUUCUGCUUGGGAGUGUCUCUGUCCUGCCUUCCCUCGGCCUCCCCCACCAACUCCCUGGGUGACCAGGCCACCUCAGCGGAAGUGCUCCCACUGCCAAGGGGCUCCCCGUCACCCUCACCGCCCUCACCCCCAUUCCUCCAAAGCUCCCCCGUACCGUCUUCUCUCGGACGCGGGACACUUGGGCAUGAAGCGCUUGUUGGCUCUGGUCUGGUUGGCAAGGCCCGAGCCUCCUGGGUUAUGAGCUCUUGGUAUAUAAGUCCAGCGCACUGUAGGGCUCAGGAAAUGCAAGCUCCGGUUAUCCCUGCUUCACAUGAGCAGCAGAGCGCUGGGUCCAGAGAGGUUGCCCGGAACCAGAGGAAAGUGAGGCAGGGCAUCGCGGGCAGAGCAGGGCAGCCGGCGGGAGACAGCAUGGGCGCUGGGUGCCGGGGGAACCCUGAGAGCCGGGGCAGGUGGGGCCCCCUCCAGGUCCAUUCCUGCCGGGCCUGUCUGCUGGGCCUGAGGCCAGGCAGGUCCGAGGACAGCCAGGAGCCCCUGCAGGUGGCACAGCAGAGGAGGUACAGGGUCUAAUUUGCAGUUUAUAAGAGACUCUGGAGGUGUCUCUUAUGGGGCCUCAGUAAGGAGGGACAGGAGUCUGGAACCCUGCUUCCGGCAACCACGAGACCCCGAAGCCCCGCAGCUGUCUUCCCGGGAAUUCACAGGUGCUCUCUGCAGAGCAACAUGUGAAAUGCCCCUGGGGCUAUUCUCCCAGCCCGUCCAGUCCCUGGGGAAAGGUCUAGCUCGCAGGACGCAGGACGAAGGACGGUGAAUGAGGUCACUGAGGCCUUGACCUCACCACCGCCCAGGAAGGCAAGGCCUGAAGGGUAUGUGAAAUCCAAUAAGGACAGCAAACAGGGCUUUUUUUAGCAGCAUGUGGGGCAAAAGAAAAAAGGAAAGGGAUGCCGCUGCUACCCUGGGCCAAUGGACAACAGCAGUGGACUUCCCCAGGAGUGCUUAUCCGCCCGGACAAUGAACUUGGACUAGAAGGAACCACAUACCUGCUAGGAGGGCCCGGAAGCUUGGAGGAGGGGCAGGUCAGGGCAGGUCACAGCCCUCGGCAAUACCACUGCUCCGCGUGCUGAGGGACCUGGGACAUGCCCUAAGAGGACUCACAGGACACCGGCAGGCCCCUCCAGGUCAGGGACAAGCAGAUGGGCCCCGGGUUUCUGAGGGACGAGGGGGCACGUGCUCACUCUCCAGCCCCAGAUCACAGAUUGCUUCUGGAUUACCAGCCGGAGGGAGAAGGAAGCAGCGGCCCAAGGACUCAGCACGGGUUCUCCAGGAGCAGUCGAGUCAGAUGACGGUCAUUCCUUUGUCUUGUGGGGCCUGCAGACGUGUCCGGAGGAUGGCGUGGACGGCAGUGGCUCUCAGGGUCACGCAGGAGACUGGGGACAAUGCAGACAGCGGGGCUCAUCCCAGAAUUUCUGAUCUAGUGAAUCUAGGGUGGGGCCUGAGAAUCUGCAUUUCUAGUAAGUUCCCCGGUGCUGCUGAAGCUGCUGGUCCGGGGAACCACACUUUGAGAACCACUGCGCUAGAGGAUCUUUGUGGGGGAGGGGUGGAAAUGUGGGCUGGAUGAUUGGAAAAUGACUCUCUGCCCAGAGUGAAAAUGUCUGGAUGGUGGGAAGCACAGGUGGCGGUAUCCACAGUUUGCUGAGAACCCACAACGUGCCAAGCAGCAAGCUACCCUGAGGGACAGGUGUCCCUAUUUUAUAGACGAGGAGAUGGAGGCUCAGAGAAGUGAAGUAACUUGCCCAAGGACACACAGCUAAUAAGUUCCAGAGGGGCAACCCAGAGCUUCUGACUCCACAGACAGGACCCUUUUCACUCACCCCUCUGCCAAAGAUAGAGCUGUGUCCACUAGUGGGAGGGUCUCUAGUGGCGUACCACAGGGCUCUGUCUUCAAGCCCCUGCAAAGUUGUCAUCAAAGAUUGAAAUAUGCAGAAGGCACACCAAUCUAUAUGCACGUGAUAUAAAGCCAAGGGGGGCCAUUCGUGCUCAAAAUCUUUUAAGAAUCUGUCAGCAAAGUGUGAAAGCAACAAGAUUCAUUCACUCAUUCAUUUCGUAUUUAUUGAGCUGCUACUGUGUCUGUCCCAGGCCCUGCAUAAGGCAUACAUCAGUGAACAAAAUGAAACAGAAAAUCCUUGUCUCAAAUUGCCUUUCCUUAUGAUUAUUACUACUGAUUAUACAAAGAUAGUGAAAAUUCGGAUUUUAAAGAUCCAUCUACAGGAAUUCCCUGGUGGUCCAGUGGUUACGACUCUGUGCUUCCAUUGCAGGGGGCACGGGUUUGAUCCCUGGUUGGGGAACUAAGAUCCUCUGUACCACGUGGCGCAGCCAAAGAAAACAAAAAAAAAUCCGUCUACAAUUCCUUGGCCCUGCCUGGCAAAGAUUCUAGCUUCCUUCUUUUUUUUGUUUUUCCUUGAUUCCUUUCCACUUCCUGCCCUCAGGCCCACGUCGUCUGCUUCCCUUGUUUCUAUCAUAACGAGUUUCCACAUUGCCUCCUGGCUCUGUGGCUGGCUUUUUUUUUUUUCCAAAGGCUGCCGAAUGGUCCUCUCUGAGCACUGGCUCCCGCUGUCUGGACUGUGCUCAGUGGCCAGCACGGAAGUUGCUUAGUUCUUGCUAUAAAUAUCAAUGCUUGGUGCGUGUCUCCUUGUCUGUCGUGGCCGGGGUUUGUCUCUGCUUCCAGGUUUUCCCUUAGGAUUGGAAUUUAGGCUCAGGGGCUGGCUGUGCAUAGAGGGAAUGAGAUGAGAAGCCGUGGGGGUCAACGUCGAGUCCUCCAUCAAGUUCAAAAGUCAAAGCUGAGGAAACCAAAUCUCGGUUGCUGCCAGCCCCAAGCCCCCCCGAGAGCCGCAGCCAUGAGCAACGGAUGGAAGGACCACCUUGGUGCCCGCAGCUCAGAGCCCCUCCCGGUCGUCAUCAUCGGCAAUGGUCCCUCUGGCAUCUGCCUGUCCUACCUGCUCUCAGGUUACAACCCCUAUGUGAAGCCAGAUGCCAUCCACCCACACCCCUUGCUGCAGAGGAAGCUCACCGAGGCGCCGGGGGUCUCCAUCGUGGACCAGGACCUGGAUUACCUGUCCGAAGGCCUUGAAGGCCGGUGCCAAAGCCCUGUGGCCCUGCUGUUUGAUGCCCUCCUGCGCCCAGACACAGACUUUGGGGGCAACGUGGAGUCUGUCCUCACCUGGAAGCACCAGAAGGAGCGAGCCAUCCCCCACCUGGUCCUGGGCCGGAACCUGCCAGGGGGCGCCUGGCAUUCCAUUGAAGGCUCCAUGGUGACCCUGAGCCAAGGCGAUUGGAUGGGGCUCCCGGACCUGCAGGUCAAGGACUGGAUGUGCAGGAAGCGAAGAGGUCUUCGCAACAGCCGGGCCACGGCCGGGGACAUCGCCCACUACUAUAGGGACUACGUGAUCAAGAAGGGCCUGAGCCAUAAUUUUGUGUCUGGCGCCGUGGUCACGGCCGUGGAGUGGGGGACGCCCGAGCCCAGCAGCCCCGGCGCCCGGGACCCCAGCCCCCUCUUCCAGGUGAACGGCUUCGUAACCACCGCGGACCAGAGCCAGCAGCCCUUCUCCCUAUGCGCCCGCAACGUGGUCUUGGCCACUGGCACGUCUGACAGCCCAGCCCGGCUGGGCAUCCCCGGGGAGGCCCUGCCCUUCGUCCAUCGUGAUCUGUCGGCCCUGGAGGCAGCCACGCGGGCAGGCACCGUGUCCCCGUCCUCGGACCCCGUCCUCAUCAUCGGGGCGGGACUGUCGGCGGCUGACGCAGUCCUCUACGCCCGCCACUACAACAUCCCUGUGAUCCACGCCUUCCGCCGGUCCGUGGAUGACCCCGGCCUGGUGUUCAACCAGCUGCCCAAGAUGCUGUACCCGGAGUACCACAAGGUGCACCAGAUGAUGCGGGAGCAGUCCAUCCUGUCGCCCAGCCCCUACGAGGGCUACCGAAGCCUCCCCGCGCACCAGCUGCUGCUCCUCAGGGAGGACCGCCAGGCCGUGUUCCGGGACCCCCGGGGCCUCCAGAAGGUCUUCGGCAUCACCCUGGUGCUGGCCCUCAUUGGCUCCCACCCUGAUCUGUCCUUCCUCCCGGGCGCAGGCGCUGACCUUGCCACGGACCCCAGCCAGCCACUGAGCGCCAAGAGGAACCCCAUUGACGUGGACCCCUUCACUUACCAGAGCGUCCACCGGGAGGGCCUGUACGCCGUGGGGCCACUGGCCGGGGACAACUUCGUGAGGUUUGUGCAGGGCGGGGCCCUGGCUGUGGCCAGCUCCCUGCUGAGGAAGGAGGCCAGGAAGCCGCCCUAGCACCUGGCCUGGCAUCCUUGCACCCAGGCCCUAAAGAGGAGGGGAGAGCACCACGGCCCUGCUGGACGCAGAGCCCAUCCCAAGAUGCCCCAGUGAUGGAAGGGGGCCUCUCCUGGCAGGAGACAGGAGCGGCCACGAGCCCAUGCAACGGCCCUCUCAGAUGAAGAGUGAGAAACCCAGGCUGCCAGGACUCAGACCAGGGUGGAAAGAGUGACCACAGGACAGGGGAGGCCCAGAGCUGUAACUGGGGGUGAGAGCUGCCGGUGUGAGCUGGGGUCACCGGGGCCAGCUGAGCACCGAGCCAGGAGGACCCCAGGCCCUGCUCUUCCCAGAACCGGGUCCCAAAUAAAACCAGCGCCUGCCUGCA